AGAGUAAGAGACAAACAAAACCAUAAAAUUAAUGCAAACUUUGUAUGAAAUUAAUUGCAAUUAAAUAUAUUUUACGAUAAAAUUCAUAUGAAAUCAAAGUGAAGCCAAUAAACAGACAAAUCUGAUGGCAAUUAUGCAAAGGUUUUGUAACUAUAGCUCACUAUUGAAACACAACUUCAAUAACGGAUUGGUUUCGCAAACGAUUCGAGCCCUACACUCGAGCGAUGUCCGUCUGGAGAGCGAGGGGUGGCUGUCGAAGCUGUUGAUGGUGCGGAAGAUUGACCCUGGUAGAGAGUCCCACUCCAGACUUCUUAGCGAUACGGAGAUUGUCUACGAAAUGCAAAAGCACGACGUGAAGCCCAGCAGUUCCGAGGCUUAUCUCAACAAUUAUGAGAAGUGGACGAAUCAGUUGCAGACGAAGAACUCGAACGCGGAACUGGUGGGCAGUUGGAAAGUGGCCAUCGGUGACCAGGAUCAGUAUAGUUAGUGUCCACUCUUUAUCAGUUAUAAGACAUUCAAAUCAAUUGUAUUUCGAUUACCAAAGUCCACGUCUGGCGCUAUAAGGGAUGGCGUAUGGC
Molecule: messenger RNA, 578 nt
Organism: Oppiella nova
Lineage: Eukaryota; Metazoa; Arthropoda; Arachnida; Sarcoptiformes; Oppiidae
Source: the annotation of a GenBank genome assembly